Molecule: messenger RNA, 1359 nt
Organism: Bradysia coprophila
Lineage: Eukaryota; Metazoa; Arthropoda; Insecta; Diptera; Sciaridae
Product: odorant receptor 67d-like
Biological process (GO): sensory perception of smell; detection of chemical stimulus involved in sensory perception of smell
Cellular component (GO): plasma membrane
Molecular function (GO): olfactory receptor activity; odorant binding
Source: RefSeq, a predicted model, not a curated record
AUGGAGAAACUUGAAAAUCUACUGACAAAGAAAUUUGACGAGCUACCCACGAUAACUAAAAGGAUGUCCGCAAUUAUGGACUUCAUCAAUUUUUUCGGAUAUUUCGUUGGAGUCGAAAUUAAAUUGAAUUGGCAAAUGAAUAACAGAUCAACGUUCACCCUGCUUCUGAUUUUUAUAGUGACGUGGCUUAUCGGUUACACACUUUAUGCGCAGUUUCCAUCUUUAUCAUGCGUUGAACUGCUUGGUGGCUCAGCCCUAUUACUUUCGAGCGCUGCCAAAUACGUAACUUUUGUUCUCAAUCCCGCAAAAUUUGCACAAUUGAUGAAGUUUAUUGAAAACGUGUGCGACAUAAAUCAAUCAGGAUAUAGAGAGAUCAUCCUUCGAAAUACAACGGCAACAGUUGUUCGUCACUGUAAAUUCGUUUUUGGUGGCAUAGUCUCCGGUUUAGCUCUAUAUUCUUGUUGGCCGUGUUAUGACUUUUUCAUCAACGGAAACUAUACAUUGGUUUCGCCAUUGAGGAUGCCAUUUGUAGAUGAGACAACAUUUAAAGGAUAUUUGAUUCUAACAUUUGUAAAUAUCUUUGCCGCGAGUGUUGCUGUUUUCGGCACAUAUACAUACAGUUGCAUUUUCUUAAGCUACGUGGACGUCUAUGAUGGUCUAUUAUCGUUAGUUGUGGAUGACUUUGGCUUGUUUGACCGAAUGCACGAUAAGAGGAGUCAAUUUCGCCCAGAGUGCGCGUGUAUAUUCAGAAAUACAAUGGUGGAACUGAUGGAUAUGGCCAGAUUCAACUUCGCAAUGAGGGAAUUGUUCGACGACUGCGCAACUGUAGAGAUUGUGUGUUGCUUUUAUGGGAUCGUAGUGGUGCUUUUCGGAUAUUUAGCAAAUGACUAUAUCGGUGGUAUUGGUGCCGCUGCAUACUUCAUUACUGAAUUACUGAUGUUUUGUUUCAUCGGACAGUUGCUGCAAAACACGAAUGAUCGGAUUUUGAUGGUUUUGUAUGACACAAAGUGGUAUACUUAUGACGUUGCGUAUCAGAAGGACAUAUUGUUUGCCCUGCUCAUUUUUCAAGACCUUCAACCAAUAAGCGUUGCAAGUCUGUAUCCGUUGAACUUUGAAACUGGUUUACAGGUGGUCAACAACAUCUAUUCGUCUUUGAUGAUUAUAUUGGAAUUUUUAGAUAAAUAGGACAUUUUGUUAUCCAAACACGAGAACAUUAAAUUACUGAUUGCACUAUAAAGGGACAUCAAUCAAUUACCAAUUAUUCAUUCAACAAAAUUCGUUUGAAUGUUCACAUUUUUGUCGCACCAGAAAAUAAAUGAUUGUGCACCGCGAUACACAAUGUCGAUUUUUGGAGCUCUA